CUUUAAGUGGUAAAAUGGUCAAAGUAAUUGGAUCAUCUGAAUAUGUAGGUUCUGAUGUAAUAAGAAAUACAAUUUAAUAUGGUGCAAUAGUGAAUUGAGUUUUUCGAAUUGAAUAGCCAACAACAUAAUAAAAUUGGAUUAAAGGAGAUGUAAUGAAAGCUUAUGAAUUUAAAGAUAUUUUGUAAAAAAAUGAUUAAGUAAUUCAUACAAUUGGAACAAUAAUCGAUUCAUCAAUAUUAACAAAUAACUAAUAACUGUAUUUCAUAUAGAUUAAUAGAGAGGUGAACAAAAUACUUAUAAAUAAAUGAAUUGAGAUUCAGCAGAAAUUGUUUCCAUUAAAAUAUGAUUACUAUAUGAAAAUGACUACAU
Messenger RNA from Paramecium sonneborni, 369 nucleotides. NCBI's taxonomy places the organism in Eukaryota, Ciliophora, Oligohymenophorea, Peniculida, Parameciidae. The record is from the annotation of a GenBank genome assembly.